Molecule: messenger RNA, 1090 nt
Organism: Peromyscus leucopus (white-footed mouse)
Lineage: Eukaryota; Metazoa; Chordata; Mammalia; Rodentia; Cricetidae
Product: trypsin-like
Exons: 8
Coding region: 1-1038 (345 amino acids)
Biological process (GO): proteolysis
Molecular function (GO): serine-type endopeptidase activity
Source: RefSeq, a predicted model, not a curated record
AUGACAGUCCUUCCACUGGCUUUUCGUGAUAUUGAUGAUGACAAGAUCAUAGGAGGAUACACCUAUCAAGAGAAUUCUGUGCCCUCACAGGUGUCCAUGGACUCUGGUCACCACUUCUGUGGGGAGAACGCGAACGCAGUCCCCCACUACCACAAAUUAUGCAGUCGAGUUUCCCGCAUUUGGGGAAAUCGCAGGGGUCAGCAUAUCCGGAGUGCAAUGGAUAAGCCCCGCCCUGGGAAAACCACCUUCGGAGCUAUAAAUUCAGGCUCUCUUCCCCUGCUCACUACCUUCUGCCACCAUGAGUGCUCUCCUGAUCCUGGUCCUUGUGGGAGCUGCUGUUGCUUUCCUGUUGACGAUGAUGACAAGAUCGUCGGUGGAUACACUUGCCGGGAGAGUUCUGUGCCCUACCAGGUGUCUCUGAACUCUGGGUACCACUUUUGUGGAGGUUCCCUCAUCAAUAGCCAAUGGGUGGUGUCUGCUGCUCACUGCUACAAGAGCCGCAUCCAAGUGAGACUGGGAGAGCACAACAUCAAUGUCGUUGAGGGCAAUGAGCAGUUUGUCACUGCUUCCAAAAGCAUCAGGCACCCCAACUUCAAUUCGAGGACCCUGGACAAUGACAUCAUGCUGAUCAAGCUAGCUUCCCCUGUGACCCUCAAUGCCAGAGUGGCAGCUGUAGCUCUGCCCACCUCCUGUGCACCUGCUGGCACUCAGUGCCUCAUCUCUGGCUGGGGCAACACCCUUAGCUCAGGUGUGAAUAACCCAGACCUGCUCCAGUGCCUGGAUGCCCCUCUGCUGUCUCAGGCUGCCUGUGAAGCCUCCUACCCUGGACAAAUCACCAACAACAUGGUCUGUGCUGGCUUCCUUGAGGGAGGCAAGGAUUCCUGCCAGGGUGACUCUGGUGGCCCUGUGGUCUGCAAAGGACAACUUCAGGGCAUUGUCUCCUGGGGCUAUGGCUGUGCCCAGAAGAACCUCCCUGGUGUGUACACCAAGGUCUGCAACUAUGUGAACUGGAUCCAGAGCACAAUUGCUGCCAACUAGAGAUCCCCAAUCCCUCCUUAGUCCCUGUGUCAAUAAAGUGCAUUUUUCAUCA